Molecule: messenger RNA, 4603 nt
Organism: Bombus pascuorum
Lineage: Eukaryota; Metazoa; Arthropoda; Insecta; Hymenoptera; Apidae
Gene: Stat92E
Product: signal transducer and activator of transcription 5B
Exons: 10
Coding region: 213-2687 (824 amino acids)
Biological process (GO): cell surface receptor signaling pathway via JAK-STAT; regulation of transcription by RNA polymerase II; regulation of cell population proliferation
Molecular function (GO): RNA polymerase II cis-regulatory region sequence-specific DNA binding; DNA-binding transcription factor activity, RNA polymerase II-specific
Source: RefSeq, a predicted model, not a curated record
GGGGGAGAGUUAUUGAUGCGAUUCGCGAGCGCGACCGGUCCCUCAAUCAUUACGUUUACAAUUAUUGCGCGGUAGACUGAGUUUGAUCAGUUCAAAGGUUACAUCUUCAACAAAUCGAAGCAAACUGAAGGUAUCGGAAUCAUACAGUACAAAUCCUAGUUGCUUCUGUCUGCGGACUAGCAGCAGGUAAAGAAUUUAUAAUUACAAUCAAAAUGUCACUGUGGGCAAAAGCACAACAAUUACCACAAGAUGCAUUGCAAGAAGUACGUUCAGUUUAUGGAGAACAUUUUCCGAUUGAGGUCCGACACUUUUUAUCUUCUUGGAUAGAAGAAAAAAUGUGGACUGAUGUAGAACCUGAUAAUCCACAAUAUGAACAAUAUAUAGCUACUCUUGUGAGAUCUCUAAUUCAAGAAUUAGAAACUAAGGCAGCUUCAUUAAACACAGAUGACAUGUUUUUAACAAAAUUAAAAUUAAUGGAAGCUGCAAAAAAUUUUCGUCAGAGAUAUACACAUAAUCCUACAGCAUUAUUUAGAAUAAUCAGACAUUGUUUAGGAACAGAAAUGAAAUUAGUAUCUCAAGUAGAGAAUUUAGGAGGUGCAUUAAUAAGCAUGGCAGGAGGAAAAGUAGGGUUGAUUAGUGAUGCUAUAGCUGAAAUAGCCCAACAUGUUGAGUCUUUGCGACGUAGAACUCAAGAAACUGGAGAAGAUUUACGAAAAAUGGAGCAAGAACAAGAGGCAUUUGCUAUUAGUUAUCAUGAAUGUACUAAGCUAAAUGCACAUCUUCAACAUCUUGCAACACAACCACAAAAUCAACAAAAUUUAGAUAUGGAGAAAAAAAUUAGAAGGCAAAAAGAGCAACAAGAACAAUUACUGAAUCAUAAGGUAGCAGGUUUAAUGCAAUUACGACUGACAUUAGCUGACAAACUGAAAGAUACUAUUACUAGAUUAAAUAGCUUGCAAUCUAGAGUCUUAGACGAUGAACUUAUUAGAUGGAAAAGAGAUCAACAACUAGCAGGAAAUGGUGCGCUAUUUAACAGCAAUUUGGAUUCUAUUCAAGAAUGGUGUGAAAGCUUAGCUGAAUUAAUUUGGCUUAAUCGUCAACAAAUUAAAGAAGCAGAACGUUUAAAGCAAAAAUUUGCGUUAGAACCACCAGGAAUGCAAGAUAUUCUUCCUACUUUAAAUGCCCAAAUUACACAGUUACUUAGUUCGUUAGUUACAAGUACAUUCAUCAUAGAAAAACAACCGCCGCAAGUAAUGAAAACUAAUACUCGUUUUACAAGUACAGUACGCUUGCUUGUUGGUGGAAAAUUGAAUGUUCACAUGACUCCUCCUCAAGUUAAGGUGAGCAUUAUCAGUGAAGCUCAAGCAAAUGCUUUAUUAAAAAGCGAUAAAAUGGCAAAGAAUGGAGAAGCUAGCGGUGAAAUUUUAAAUAAUACUGGGACGAUGGAAUAUCAUCAAGCAACAAGACAACUCUCUGUAAGCUUUCGUAAUAUGCAAUUAAAAAAGAUCAAAAGAGCAGAAAAAAAAGGAACGGAAUCUGUGAUGGAUGAAAAAUUUUCCCUUCUCUUCCAAUCACAAUUUAGCGUUGGGGGAGGUGAAUUGGUAUUCGCAGUUUGGACUCUAAGUUUACCAGUUGUAGUAAUUGUACAUGGAAAUCAAGAACCACACGCAUGGGCUACAGUUACAUGGGAUAAUGCAUUUGCUGAACCUGGAAGAGUACCAUUCGCAGUGCCUGAUAAAGUUCCAUGGGGUCAAGUAGCUGAAGCAUUAAAUGUUAAAUUUAAAUCUGCGACAGGUCGUUCAUUAACGGAAGAUAAUUUACGAUUUCUCGCGGAAAAAGCGUUUCGCGGUGGCAAUGCAAGUGGACAAGACUACUCUAGCUUGCUUUUGAGUUGGGCACAGUUUUGCAAAGAGCCAUUACCAGAAAGAAAUUUUACGUUUUGGGAAUGGUUUUAUGCUGUGAUGAAAUUAACCAGGGAGCAUUUAAAAAGUCAAUGGAUGGACGGUUAUAUAUUGGGAUUUGUGAGAAAGAGACAAGCAGAAGAAAUGUUGGCGAGUUGUGCGUCAGGAACAUUUCUAAUGCGUUUUUCAGAUUCUGAACUUGGUGGUGUUACUAUUGCUUGGGUUGGAGACCAGACUGAAGUUUUCAUGUUACAACCUUUCACAAGCAAAGAUUUUGCGAUACGUAGUUUAGCUGACCGCGUGUCCGAUUUACAACACCUGCUUUAUCUCUACCCAGACAUAUCGAAAGAUCAAGCAUUUUCUAAAUAUUACACGCCAUUUACAGAAAAUCAAUCUACAUCGGCAAAUGGAUAUGUGAAACCGUUUUUGGUAACGCACGUACCUGGUUGGGGUGGGCCUGGUGUCGGUGGUCAAACACCGUCGCAUUCCUCCGUAGUAGGAGUAGGAAGUAGCGGUCAAAGUGGUCCCGGUGGUAGUUAUCCAGCAACACCAUCAACUAUAUUUCAAGCGCACAGUCCAGAUCCCUCUGUAACGCGUGAUACUCCAUCAGUGGCUUCCAGCUACGCUCCGGGCCUUGGCCAGUCAAGCGUUGGGCGAACGAAUCCGGAUAUGGACUAUGUGGAGCUGAUGGGUCACAGCGAACUCCCCUCGAUUGAUGAAAAUCUCAACUUGGAUCACUUUACUUUCUCCGAGUUCAUACAAUCCUACAACACUAAGCCACAAUAGGUAUGUCAGGCGUGAUACAUUUCUUGUGUCUAUCUAUCGAUCAAUUCUCUUUAUUUCUUAUCUCAAUUAUAUUUUUAAUCGUACACACAACGAAUGUAAUGCAUUAUUAUCGUUGUUUUAUAGGGGAGGGAUGUAAAAAUGUUUUCGUCGUUUGCAAUAUAUAUUAUCUUAAAUAUAUAUACACACACGCCUAUUAAAUAGGUUUGUCUCCGAGGAAACAUGGCAUAUCUUUGAUUUUCAUCAUAUAAGAGUGCAAUAUGUUUCAGAGCCAUUAUCAUUUAGUUCUAUUAUAAAUAAAUGAUUGAGAUCGAUCUUUAUGUAGUAACAUUGUUGAGUUGCAAUUAUGUAUGCCUGAGCGUACCAUGUGCAAUGGUAAUCUGUAUGUCGCUUUAUAAACCUAAUACUUAAUUUUCAAUUUUGACUAAAUGCUUGCUAUGUAACAACGGUACAAUUUAAUGUAUGGAGUGUUCAAUUGAGUGAUAUUGAUCGACUGAAAGUAUUCGAGACACACGAUUGUAGAAACUGGUCUUAUUCUACCAUUUAAAUUUUAUUCGAAAACAAACAAUGUUCGUCUCAGUAUCGAACAUUGUGCAUGAAUACUUUACCAUGACCAGGGAAACAUUAAUGUGUAGUGUGCAAUUAUAAUGCUAUAUAUACAGGGUAACGAUAACUGUUUUACGAGUAUAAGAUUAAAUGAACUUUGUGUUUUUCUUUUAAGCAAAAGAUGAUUUACAUUAUCUGAUCAAACUUUUAGUUAUUAAUUGGAAAAAAUGCACAAGAGAAACUGGUAGCAGGUGACGAUCAGAUCUAGAUGUCAGCUGAGAGUAGAAUUGCUAUAAUAAUACGUAGAAUAUAAUACAGACAAUCAUUUGCACGUCCAGCCAUGUAAAUAAUGAAAUAAAAAAAAAGAAGAAUUUUAAUUUACCAAUGGGCCAGCGUGCCGGAAUAAGAAACGGGGUUUGUGCAACGCUAAUAUGAAGUAUGUGUAACAUGUAAUCAGCGUGACCUAAAUAUGUGCCUUAUAAUCUUCGAAUUAAUGCUCGUUAUAUUUUUUGAAAACUCUUAUAGGCAAGUUGCAUGUAUUUUUUAGCAAAAAAUUUUGUCUUCGACUCGCUGUUUAACUUAACUAACGAAUAAAUAUUAUGUUUCUUAUCAUUUAACUCUCUUUUAUAUUGAAACUUAACUUUCAAAAAUUUUUGAAGAAAUUAAAAUUGAAUAUUUCCGUUUGGUGCGUGAUAUUUUUAGUGCGACGUACGACAUGCGACGAAUUUAUAUUUUUCGAUUGUUACCGAAAUAACUUGAACUUUUCGGUGAACUUUUUAGAUCUCUAAGCGUACGAAGUUUCUAUUAUCGGUUAAAAUAGAUAAUUACAUAUUCGUUUCCUAAUAAUCGUUCCCUCCCCUAUAGUUUAUGUACUUUAUUAAAAACUAUGAAUUGUUGCGCGUAUAUAAAACAUCGAUAUACGCUAAAUUUUUGAAUAGGAUUGAAGUCGUCGUUAUCCUAAUUAUAUUUACUAUAUAUAAUAUAAAUAUUAUAUAAUAUUAUAUAUAUAUAUAUAUAUGUACGUAUGAAUCCAUGUACGUACGUAUCUAUGUAUGUAUGAGUGCAUGCAUGUACCUGAUCAUGUACAUGCGUGUACGUACGUACACGUGUAUGUAUGGAUGUAUGUAAAGAUAAACUAAAUUUUGAAAGACUAGUACGUUAAUACUGUUUAUUAUUAAAUCUAUUGUCUAUUAUCUUUUAUCAAAGAUUAGAGUUUAUUUUAUUAUUGAGAACAAUUUUACUGUUUGUAAAAGAUAUACGUUAUUAUUACCUUUAUUCCUCUAUAUAUAAUAAUAAUAAUUAUUGUAUAAGCGUAAAAUAUAAGAUGUGUUCGCAUACCGAAUCGACAUACCGAAUAAAAUAGCUUUUAAUUC